Molecule: messenger RNA, 7155 nt
Organism: Colletotrichum lupini
Lineage: Eukaryota; Fungi; Ascomycota; Sordariomycetes; Glomerellales; Glomerellaceae
Product: non-repetitive/WGA-negative nucleoporin
Exons: 17
Coding region: 1-7155 (2384 amino acids)
Biological process (GO): transcription-dependent tethering of RNA polymerase II gene DNA at nuclear periphery; protein localization to nuclear inner membrane; fatty acid elongation
Cellular component (GO): nuclear pore; nuclear pore inner ring; endoplasmic reticulum
Molecular function (GO): structural constituent of nuclear pore; S-adenosylmethionine-dependent methyltransferase activity; ketoreductase activity
Source: RefSeq, a predicted model, not a curated record
AUGGGCGGAAUCGCCGAUCGACUGGCCUAUGUGCCGCAACCUGUCCAGCUUUUGCUAGCUGGUAUUGGUGCUCUCUUCCUUACCUCCAAGGCUCUGAGCUAUGUCAAGUUCGUCCUUGGUGUCUUUUUGCUUAGUGGCACCAGCCUUCGCAAGUAUGGCAAGCCUGGCACCUGGGCCGUCGUGACCGGUGCAUCAGACGGUCUCGGCAAGGAGUUCGCCUACCAGCUCGCCAGUAAGGGCUUCAACCUCGUCCUCGUCUCCCGAACCCAGUCCAAGCUCGAGACCCUCGCCCACGAGCUCGAGGCCAAGUUCGAUGGCAAGAUCCAGGUUAAGAUCCUCGCCAUGGACUUCUCCCGCGACGACAACAACGAUUACGACAGACUCGCCCAGCUUGUCAACGGCCUCGACGUCGGUGUUCUCAUCAAUAACGUCGGCCAGAGCCACAGCAUUCCCGUCCCCUUCCUCGAGACCGCCCGCAGCGAGCUCCAGAACAUCGUCGCCAUCAACUGCCUCGGCACCUUGAAGACCACCCAGGUCGUCGCCCCCAUCAUGCAGCAGCGCAAGCGCGGUCUCAUUCUCACCAUGGGCUCCUUUGCCGGCUGGAUGCCUACCCCUUACUUGGCCACCUACUCUGGCAGCAAGGCCUUCCUACAGCACUGGAGCAGUUCUCUCGCGGCUGAGCUGAAGCCGCAAGGCAUCGACGUCGAGCUCGUUCUCAGCUACCUCAUUACCACCGCUAUGAGCAAGGUCCGCCGCUCAAGCGCCAUGAUCCCGACACCCAAGAACUUCGUCCGUGCCACUCUCAGCAAGAUUGGCUCUGGCAGCUACCAGAACUUCGCCUACACCUACACUCCUUGGUGGACGCACGCUCUUAUGCUGUGGGCUGUGGAGAGCACCAUUGGUGCCGCCCAUCACCUGGCCCUUUGGUUCAACCUGAAGAUGCACGUUGACAUUCGCAACCGUGCUCUUAGGAAGGCGGCUCGCGAGGCCAAGAAGCAUGCCGUGACGAUAUAUGGGCGAAACGAAGCGCCUAAAGAAGUUUCAUUUGGCUUGGGCUCAGGGUGUAGUGGCCAUUUGCAUGAGUUAUGUAGGGAUCACGGCUCGGGUCACGCUUCGAGUGGUGCAAACGUCAGGGUCAGCCUUGUGUCCCAAUGUGGCUUAGCGCGGCUCCAGGCGCGAAAAUUCCAAGCGUUUGGCGGCCCCAGCCUCUUGAGCUCCUCCAGAAAUUGUUUACUGAUGCGUUUUACUGCCCUCGCUCGAAUUACCUUCACCUUUCCACACCGAGCCAUCGAAGCUCCAAUUCUUUUCAUUCCCUUUCGCGACUCCAAACCGCCUUCACUGGCCGCCAGUUUGCGACGCAUGACGCCGAUGCGGCCGGUGCCAGGCGCCUUCCUCAACACGCCCGCAGCCUCCAGAUUCGCCAACGACAACGAGCCGGUUAGACGACGACUCUUUGCGGAGGGCGAAGCACCUUCAAGCAACAGUGGCGCGCUGGUGGCAGGAUCAAAUUUGGCACCCGCUACGGUUGCAUCAACCAGCACAAGUGGAGGAUUGGUGUCGACCUCAUCUGCUCCGGCUCCCCAGCAAAACCUCCCGCCCGUCACGAGAGCAGCUCAAGCGGUCAACCAGUUCCUCCAGUCCGACGAGAACUACCCCGAGCUCGAUUCCUACUGCAGGCCAGGAGCAUCGUCAGACUAUGACUUCAACACGCUCGACUCGCCCUGGGCGCCGUUCCACAAGACCCAGAUGUACCCGAUCCCGAACCAGGUUUUCAGCCACUACAAUACCGGCCAGCUCCAGACGUUGAUGGGCUUGUUCGCCGAGAUCAACCAUGCCUGGGUGGUCAUCGACAACUCACUAUUCCUAUGGGACUACACCCACCCAGAUCCCGAACUUAUUGGUUUCGAGGACCAACCGCACACGAUUCACGCCGUUGCUCUCGUUGCACCCAAGCCUGGCAUUUUUGUCAACACCAUUACGCACAUUCUAGUUGUUGCGACGUCGUCUGAGAUGAUUCUCCUCGGUCUUUCUGCUGAAACCACGCCAUCGGGGACCAAGACCGUUUCGCUUUAUAGCACCAAGCUUAACCUCCCUCUCCGAGGCACCGAUGUCAGAGUUAUCGCUGGCACUGCGGACGGCCGCAUCUUCUUUGGAGGCAGUAACGACACCGAUAUCCACGAGCUUUACUACCAGCAGGAGGAGAAGUGGUUUUCAAACAGAUGCGGCAAGAUCAACCACACCAACCCAGGCUGGUCUUCAGUCGUCACUCUCCAGAGUGGAUUCUGGGCACAAAAGUCUCCGGAAGGCCUUCAGAGCAUUGUGAUUGACGAUUCCCGUAAGCUCGUCUACACACUUUCGACAAGAUCCACCAUUCGUACAUACCACAUGGACGGGCCUAACAAGCUCACCAAGGUCAUCGAAAAGGAGCGCAACGCCUGUCUACGCGACAUCACCCACAUGAUUACUCAGUCCCCUCUCCUCAACGACCGAACUGCCUUUGUUGCCAUCAGCGCCAUUCCAUCACGAGAGGCGUCGAAGCUGCACCUUAUGGCUCUUACCAAUACUGGCUGCCGUCUGUUCCUUAGCGCGACGAGCUCUGCUUCGUACAUGAUUGGUGGCGUCUCUUCAAACACGCCCCCUCAGAGCAUGCAGGUCCAGUUCAUCAAGUUCCCCCCGUCGGACAAGCCUGGACGAUCCGGCACUAACAGCGCUGGUGAUGCGGUUAUCGAUCUUGGCUCAAAGGCCCUGGAGUUAAGUAGGCUUGGAGCUCGAUUCGCGCCAGGAUACUUUUUGGAUUUCGUCGUUAAGGACAACGAUCCGAACAUCGAUCUCCUCUUCGUUUCUGCUCCCGAGACUGGCCGAAUCAAGGCCAACUCGUCUUCAGCUGCGCUCAAGUACUACGAGCACGGAAACUGGAUCGAUAUUGGAAGCAGAGCCGAAGAUGUCGGUUUGGUGACCAAGCCGUUUGCCGCAGCAAACCAACCCGUUGGCUUUGGAAACGAGCUUGCGGUUCAGUUCGAUCAGCCGGCCACCGAGUUUGCCGUGCUGACCAAUACUGGUGUUCACAUCAUCCGCCGCCGCCGGUUGGUAGAUACUUUCGCUGCUGCCAUCCGUGGUGCAGUGGGAGACGAAGGUCUGGAGCUGGAGACCCGGAAGUUCAUUUCUCGGUAUGGCCGCGUGGAAACCAUCUCCUGCGCUCUUGCUGUAGCUUGCGGUCAUGGCGGUGAUGCUAGGCCCGGCGCAACGCGCGCAAUCGAUCAGGCCACAGAAGACCGCGCAAGGACUGUAUUCGUCGACUACGGUGGCCAGCCCUCAAUCACGGAGGCCGAUGGUACCCCUCUCAACACAACCUCCGUUCGCCUGUCCCCGAGGCACGAUGCUCUCAGUGUUUAUCUCACCCGCCUCAUUCGCACAUUGUGGAAGAACCACGUGGUCGCUCUUGCUGCCAGCCCUACCGGCGGCGUUGCGAUUCAAUCCAUGGUACCCAUCGCAAAGCUUCACUCCACUCAGGAGCAGCUGGAGCGUCUCCGGAGAUUCCUUGAUGCAAACAAGAGUUUUAUUCAGGGCCUGUCAGGUCCUUCCGAUCUUCAAAGAGUGGCCAGCAAGCAAGAGGAAGUCGCCCUCCAGGCAGAGCACCAAGCCCUGCAUGCACUUCAGAAACUGAUGGAGAGCAUCUCCGAGGGCAUCUCGUUCGUCUUGAUGCUCUUUGACGAGCGUGUCAGUGACAUCUUCACGAGACUGGAUGCGACGGCGCAGCAAGGACUGAAAAAUCUCACAUACGAGAGCCUAUUCUCACAGUCUUCAGGCAAGGAUCUUGCCAAGCUGUUGGUCAAGUCCAUCGUCAAUCGCAACAUUGAGAGCGGUUCCAACGUCGAGACUGUCGCGGAUGCUCUUCGGAGACGCUGUGGCAGUUUCUGCAGCCCCGAUGAUGUUGUCAUCUUCAAGGCUCAGGAGCAGUUGAAGAGAGCGUCUGAGCAGCCGUCCAACAGCAACCAGUCUCGCGCGCUUCUGCAUGAGAGUUUGAGGCUCUUUGAGCGCGUCGCCGGUGCUCUUUCAUUUGCCAACCUACAUAACGCCGUCUCGCAGUACAUCGACCUGAAGUACUACGCCGGUGCAAUCCAGCUCUGCCUCACUGUUGCCCGUGAGAAGGAUAGAGGCAACACCGCUCUGUCAUGGGUCCAUGAUGGCAAGCCCGCUAACGACCCUCGGGCUAACGCCUUCUCGGAGCGUAGGAAAUGCUACGAACUAAUUCACGAGGCUCUUCAACACCUGGAUGCCGCGUCAAGCAGGGAACCGGAGACGAUCGACGGUAGACUGACUUUGAUGGGCACUAAACGCCUCGAGGCCUAUAGCGUAGUGAACGACUCGGACGACGAGGUCUUCCACUUCGACCUUUACGAGUGGUACAUCGAGCAGGGGUGGACUGACAGAAUUCUUGCUAUCGAAUCACCACACGUCAUCACAUACCUCCAGAGUCUGGCGAGGAGCAACGUGAACCAUGCCGACCUUCUCUGCAGGUUCUAUACCCAACGCGAGCGGUACUUUGAGGCUGCUCAGGUCCAGAAUGAUCUUGCCCAAUCAGACUUCGCCAUUGGUAUCAAGGACAGGAUUGUCCUUCUCAGCAAGGCCAAGGCGAAUGCCAGCGUUGCUACGGCAGGUGUUGGCAGGCAACAACAGCAGGUUCUGGCCCACGAAGUCAGUGAGCUUCUCGACAUUGCCAACAUCCAGGAUGACUUGUUGGAGAGGCUCAAGGCCGACAGCCGCGUUGACCCUGAUCGCAAGGCUCAAAUUGAGGAAGCGUUGGAUGGUCAGGUGAUAAGCUUGUCAGACCUGUUCAACCAAUAUGCCGACCAAGCGAAUUACUAUGAUCUGUGCCUCCUCAUCUACCACAGCGCCGAUUACCGCAACCCCAGCACAAUCUCCCAAACAUGGGUCAGCCUCAUCGAGCAGAUCCACGAGGAGGCUGUAGAGCGAAUGGAGGAAGCUGGUCCCGGCAUCCCUGUUCUGCCCUCACCCUACGAAUCUGUGUCAGUCAAGGUACAGAACAUCGCCCACCGUACUUCUCUGGAUAGCUUCAUCUUCCCGGUGCCCGUCCUGCUUCCCGAGAUUUGUCGGUAUGCCGUUGAAUACCACCAAGAUGCUGAGAUCGGUGCGGACCCCACCUGGCCUGUGCAGCUCUUCCUCAGCCUCGGUGUAUCCAAUGACAUGGUCACUCGCGUUCUCGAGAGCGUUUUUGAUACCCAAGACUAUGGCUUCAGUGGUAACAACCGCAACCGCAUCAUUGAGCUCAUUGUUUUCUCUGUUGAUGUUUGGCAACGCGAGGUCAAGCGUCGUGGAGCUGCCUCGAUGAAGGGCGAUGGUGCCCUUGGUGCGUGGGUUAAGGACCUGCUCAGCAGAUGCGAGGCAUCACUGCCCCCUGCUGGCCACGGGUCGAACCCGGGUGGCAUGGACUUGUCAGAAGUGCGGAGACGUCUGCGGACGGUGAAGAGAGAUGUUGAUGGCCUUGUUGAGAGAGGUCCCUCUGGAAGCUUGCGCUUCCUAGUGAGCCACGGAAAGUGUACAAAGAAGAUGCGAAAAGAAACCUUGUAUUUGACGCGGACGGGGUUUUGGGCCGGGGCGCGGCUGGUUAGGCGGUCACUUGAGAGGCCGGACUUUGACUAUGGCUUAGCUAUGAUAAUGUGUGUCCCUCGCCGCUCGCCCUCACACGCACGUUUCAUCAUCGAGUUCAUUGUAUGUGUUGGUCGUCAACUCAAUGAGGUCCUGCUGACUUAUAUCUCCGAGUUUUCAGGCUAUAUCAGCAGGCAGGUUUCCUUCCAGUUCGAACGAUCAGAGGUCAACCCAAACCGUCCUGGCUUUUUAUCACUCUUACGUGCCUGGGUACCCCAAGCAUUUACACGUCUUUCUAACACCAGGAAUCUUGGCGACUUACUUUGUCCUUACUCAAAUACCAGCGUAAUAAUGACAGCCACCACCGCCCCCCAGUCCGCAGGCCCCAUGGCACCCAUCUUCCGCUCCAUGGACAAGACCAUUGGCGCGCACUGGGAAGAAACCAUGAUUGAGAUGAGCCGGACGAUGAUGGUGCCCCUCAAUUCGCGGCUUAUGAAGCAGAUGGGGUUGGGCCAGCACACGACGGAGCCCAUUGUAUUUCUCGACAGCGCUUGUGGGGCUGGUCCGGCUACGCAGGAGUUGGUCAAGGUUGUGUCCCGAGAGGUGUUGGACAAGAGCGAGGUCAUUUGUGCGGAUGGGUCGCCUAUGAUGGUUGGGUUAGUGGAGAGGAGGAUUCGGGAGGAGGGGUGGGUUGGGGCGAGUGCGAGGGUUUUGGAUGCCAUGGACUCUGGGUUAGCUGAGAACUCGUUGACGCACGUAGUCAUCGGCCUCGGUCUACAUCUCAUCCCCCACCCAGACAAAACCAUCAAAGACGUCGUCAGGAUCCUCAGGCCCGAUGGGGUCUUCGGCUGUAUCACACCGCAUGUCGACCAUAUAGGCUGGGUCGCGGACGUGAGGUCAGCAUUCGCAUCCUUCCCGUUUGACGCGCCGUUCGAGGAGAAGAACCGUGCGCAGGUUCACGAUGUCGGGCGGUGGUACGACGAGGCUUGGGUCAAGGGGUAUCUACAGGACAAUGGGUUCAAGGACGUCAAGACGUGUUUGGAGAGCGGGACGGUGAGGGUGAGGGACGCGAGGCACUGGUUGGAUGUGUUUGGGCCAGUUGUUGCAUUGAUUGUGAACACGGAGUGGAGUGAGGAGUUGAGGGGGGAGCAUGGAUUGGAGGAGGUGAAGGGGUUGAUUAGGGAGCAUUUGGAAGGGAAGUAUGAGGGGAAGGGGUGGGAUGUUGGGUUUGCCUGCAUUGUUGCUUCUGGGACUGUUGCGAAGUUUCAAGGCAAGAUGUUGACAGAAGCAAAUUGGGAGACGAUUUGGAGGAGGAAACGAGUAUCCAAAGCUGAGCUAAACUGUCUACUUGAAGGUAGUCGUGUCUCAGACGAAGCCAUGACGAAAACAGUUCCGCGUGCGCGGGGUCUCUCGACUAACAUUGUGGCGCUUCCGCCCGCUGGCUCACGAGUUGAGUCGGAAUUCACUAAGAUGCCUCCCUUGGCAAGCGUCUCUGGCGCCGCAAGCGACUCGGAGAAGCAGAAGUACAAAAGUCCUGAUACUUCUUGA